GCUCGCGAAUGCAACUCUGCUGAAGCGCGUCCGCGUCGCGUUGUAAUUUUUGUUGAGUUUUUAAACUAAUUUUAAUUUGCAUUUGCGUGUCUUACUAAUUAGAAAACAAUGUGUUAAGUGUUCCCCAUUCGCGAAGCAAGUCGAAUAGAUCCGAAAAUGGGUGCCUCCACCAUCGACAGUGUGCGGGUGCUGCUGCAAUCGCUGCCCGCUGCCACCGCAAACAUCGCCGCUCUGCCGGCCGAUCAGCAGACGCCGGUGAAGAUUGGCCUUUCAGGGACGCCACUGCGCUCCAGGCAUCCCAGCCAGCUACAGGUGGUCCCGGAGAAGGUCGAGGAGAAGCCAGCGUCGCCUCCGGAGGAAUUCUGGAGGGAUCUGCAGCAGUUCCACGAACGCCGGGGCACUCCAUUGACGCAGCCGGCCAAGAUCAGUGGCAAGCAGGUCGACCUGUACAAGCUGUACAACGAGGUCACCGAACGCGGCGGCUUCAACAAGGUCAACAUGCGGGACGAGUGGGAGGAGGUGUACAGCGCCAUGGAGACGCUGCGGGAGCGCUGCGUGAACGGCACGGCGGCCAUCAAGCACAUCUACAGACGCUAUCUGGACAAGUACGAGCGCCUGAACUUCUUCGGCGAGGACCCGGACAAAAUGGAGGCCUUGGAGGCGGCCAUCGAGAACGCUGAGAUGGGCGGAGGACGGUCGCGGUCACGGUUUUUGGCCGGUGCCAGCGGUGGUCUGGGCAGUAUCUUCGGCUCAGCGCACUCUACGCUGCCGGCGGUGCCAAUGAGCUACAACCAGCGCCAGCACUCUGUUAAUGUGGAGCGAAGGCGACAGUACAAGAUGUCUACGCACCUGCAUCGACACAGCACCUACGAGAAGCUUCUGCUGUCCCUGCUCUCACCGCUGCCCAACGAACAAGACUUCGCCAUCAAUGUGUGCACAUUGAUGGCCAACGAGAUGCGCCACACGUUGCAGCUGUCCGAAUGUCCCAAACUGCUCGACGUGCUACUGGCUCACCUGGGUGUCUAUGCCGACUUCACCAUGCGUCAACUGUUCCAGCACAGUUACGCGGAGGUGCGACACCAUUCGCAGCUCAGCUUCUGGCGGGAUCUGCUUCACGAUAGGCCACAGAUUCUGGAGCUGUACACGGAUGAGCAGGCCUGGCUGGACAACGGUCUGAUAAGCAAGGAGGACACGGAGAACUCGGCGGCUCGCAGUGAACUGCUGGCGGCCUGCGACGAGUUGGACUUCCUCAACCUGCGCCGCAGCAACGGCACAGACGAACGCAUGGGACAGCGCGUGCUCCAGAUUGUCCAGCUAGUGCGUGCUCUUAGUUUCCACCAGGAAAACCACGCGCUCCUGGCCUCCAACCGCACAUUGUGGCGAUAUCUGGUCAUGGGCGCGAACGUGCGAUGGAGCAACAUCCACAUCCAGGCUCUUGAAACAGCCGGCAACCUGGCUCAACAGUUUGAACUUCUCGAUCCCACCACUGACGAGCUGUCGCGGAAUCUUCUGGCCACCCUCUGCGAGGGUGUCGACUCCAACGACCGGGCGGUGAUCAUUAGCUGCCUGGAGAUACUCUACAAGCUGUGCGGCCGCGAGGGAAAUUCACAGCAUAUCAACCGUUGCCUUGGCUUGGACUUUUACCAACGUGCCAUGCUGCUCCUCUCGCUCACUGACGUUAUGCUGAUAAUCUUUACUCUGGAGGCAGUAUACGCACUUAGUUCGCUGGGCGCCCGACCCUGCUCGAUGCUGAUGCAAGUGCGUGGCCUACUGGACCAGCUAGUGGCUCUAAUCACCGUAGAGGCACAGUCAUAUGGCGCCGACGGUUGCAUACUCAUGCGGGUGGUAGAGGUUGUGCCGGGCAACAUGAUCGCCUCGAUGGCUCAGAACAUGCCUGCUUUGCAGGCUCCCGCUUCGGCCACUUCCAUCACGACACUCCCAACAUCCCUGCAAGUAGCGGUCAAGCCACCAGCCGUUUUGCCUACGCCGACGCCAGCCCAGACGCAGGUGCUCCUGCCCCAGGGAGAGCAGCAGAGUUUGGUUACGGUUCCGAUUCCCGGUCUGUCGGUGCCUAGUUUGCCACAGGUUAAUAUUCCCGUACCGAGUCUGCCACAGGUGCAAUUGCCUCCAAUCGCUGCCACUGUGUCGCUUCCCAGCCUGCCCUCUGUCUCCCAAAGUUUCACACACGAGGACGAACAGUACGCCUUGGCCUGGCUGGGAGCUACCUACGAGCGGGCAGGUAACGGCAACGAUCUGCGAGUGGAACAGGCGGAGCUGUACAGGAUCUACUUGUCCCAUUGCCAGAAGGCGGGCAAGCUUUCCGUGGUAAAUCACAUGCAAUUCCCUCGUCUGGUUCGGCUUAUAUUUAACCAAUCGGUGGGACCGGUGAUCGUACGGCAGAUGGACGGAACGGAGCUGCCUGGGACUUACUAUGUAGGGAUUCGGAUGCGAGCGCAGCCGCUAGCCAUGCAACAGAGGCCUGCCACCAACAUUAUUCCUAUCAAAAAGGAGACUCCCAUAUUGCCCAAGCCAUCGUCAAGUGAUCCUGCUCAAACGGAGGUACCGACUGAAGAAUCUGCUUCGUCUGCUGUCACGCCACCUCCAAGCUCAUCGCUGAUAAAAAGCCUGUUGGCCAACAAGGUCACUGAGCGCCAGCAGAAGCAGAAGGCCCAGGCUCAGACGCCACAGCCGCCAGCCCUGGUGGCCACCACAGCGUCGGCCACAAAUGCCACCCAGCCUAUCAAGGUAACUUCGACAGCUAUAAGCGCCUUCGUGAACAACCCGCUGAUGCAGCACACACCGGUGAAGGUGGGGCAAACCACCAUUAAGCCGCUGCAUCCCCAGAUGGCCAUUGAAAAGAAGCCAAUCACGGACUCGGCUCCGCCGCCACUCGCUCCUUUGAGUGGCGCAAACGUGGUGACCAAGGACCCGAGCGGGCGCACCCUCAUCAUUGCAUCAGCCGCUGCCAAACGCAAAUUAACCAUCGACGAGGAACAGAAUAAGCGACUGGCCUUGGAUGCAGCCGCCAGUAGUUCUAGCUCGAAUUCUUCUUCUGCCGGAAAGGAAGAGACCCAGGUGACUCCCUCAAAGAAUGCGGCCAACCUCUACGCGGAUCUGGCUGCAUCUAUAUUGGAGGAUGAGGACAUGGAUGAUGUUCCACCGCUGGCCAAGUCAAGUCAGGAGCAACCCCAGCAGCAAUCGCAACAGCAACAGCAGCUACAACUUAUUCCGGCCAAGGUGCAACCGACGCAGCGACAGCUCGUCUUUCCCGCCAACAGUGUCGUUUCUCCAGCCCCGCCUCCGCAACUCAAACUGGCAACCACGGCCACCAUUAAGACGGAUCAGGGCCUGCAGACGGUUCCGGUGAUACUGCAACCCAAGUCCUCGAUGGAUGCCACGCCAGCGCAGCAGACGCAGUAUGUCCUGGCCACUAACCAGCAAGGUCAAACGUAUCUGGUGGCACAGCAAACGCAGCCAACAAUUCCUACAUCAACGCAAUCGGCUCCGCCCACAUUGCUUGUGACGCAAACGCCGCAACAACAGACGAAGACCAUAAUCAUCCUUCAGCAGCCAGGAGGCGUUUCCGCUGCCAAUGUGGCGGGAACGCAGAAAAUGAUAAUGACAACAGCGCAGGGCCAGCAGGUCCUGGUCACCACCACCACUGCUCCGCAACUGGCCCAGCCACGUACUGCUACGCCCCAGCAGCAAAUCUUUAUUGCCCCCCAGCGACCGGUGCCAGCGUUGGGUGCUGGCCAAAUGUCUCCCUCACUGCUGUCGCAGCUGAACCAGAUCCCGGCCACUAUCAAGCUUCACCAGCCGCAGCCCCAGCCACAGCUCGUCUCGUCGCAAUUAACACAACAGCAGCGGCUGGUGGCCACUAAGCCAGGCGCAGCGCUGCCCAUUCCUCAGCUCCAGCAGCACCAGUCCAUCAUCCAGCAGCACAUAAUCUCCGGCCCUGCCACACCGACUUCGGCUGGUGCCGUCCAAGCUCAAGGCGAGAAGAGGCAGGUUAUCCUUGGUGGAAUUAAGGAGACGCUUAUCACGCAGACCCCAGCCACUGCGGCUCCAUUGCAACAGAGCCAGCUCAACUCGCAGACGAUCAUCACCACACAGCCGCCCACCAGCUCAGCUACGGUUGGGGGCGUGGCUAUUCAGCAGCCGCAGCACAUGCGAACCGUGUUGGACCAGCAGCAGCCGCAUCAUCCAUCCAUCAUUCAACAGAAGAUUACCAUGCCGGCAAUUCCGGAUGCGACAAAGCCGAAAGUAGUAGCCGUUUCCGCUCCAGGAACUCCGCCGAGCACAGUGCUCGUCGCUAAGAAGCCGUUGCAGCCAUCUGUCACUCAGGCUGUGGUGGUGACACCGUCGGGAAUCUGUGAUUCAACGGAAGGCGUCAAAGUUAUUGUGACGGCAAGCAGCGAAGCUAAGCCAGCGGAGCACCAGGUGGUGGCCCAAACGACAAUUGGAUCAGCUGUUGUCACCACCGCUCCCAGCAGCAGUGCUUUGGUGGUCAGUCAAAGCGUCUAUGCGUCACCAGCUUCGAAUGGCAGUCCUACGCCUUCCGCUAUGCCCGUGGACGCGAACUGGUUGUUCAUCUGCGACUGGCGCAACUGUCCUCGCAAAAAAUUCAAGUCUCUUAACGAGCUCAAGUACCAUGUGUGCAAUGUCCACUGUCCGGAUCACCUGGACUCUGACGCCGACAUUUACUGUCAGUGGGGAAGUGGACCCACCUUUUGCGACAACAGGGCGCGCAAACGUUACUCACUGAUGACGCAUCUGAUCGACCGGCAUCUGACCACGGAGAAUCUGCGCGCCAGUGUGCAACGGCGCCUGGCCACCGGCAUUCAUAAUGUAGCGCCAACGCAGCCUCCCGUUACCAUAGUGCGUAACGAGGGACACGCCCAACGAUUGGCGGGACUGGCUACUGGUCCAUCCACGGGUCCUGCUCCAGCGACUCCUGUUGUGGGCAGCGCAGCAAUGCAAGCCAUGAGCCGGCACACAACCGAUUACACGAAUUCCAAGGAGUUUAUGGACGAAAACGAGGGUCCCGUCACCAAGAGCAUUCGACUGACGGCGGCGCUUAUUAUACGCAACCUUGUCACCUACUCGUCAACGGCCAAGCGAACCCUAAAGCGCUAUGAGCCCCACCUGGCCAAUGUGGCCUUAAGCAAUGUGGAGGCCAGCGGAGUGCUCUCCCACAUCAUGUACGAGCUGAGCCAGUAGCCGAUACCGCUAACCAUAAAAAUAAAUAAUUAAACUGACCUGUAAUAACGACACUAUAAAAUGUGAGAAAACAUACCUUAUUUGUCUAAAUGAAAGUAUUGCCAUUGUCGGGAAA
Molecule: messenger RNA, 5335 nt
Organism: Drosophila subpulchrella
Lineage: Eukaryota; Metazoa; Arthropoda; Insecta; Diptera; Drosophilidae
Gene: Bap170
Product: AT-rich interactive domain-containing protein 2
Exons: 4
Coding region: 157-5220 (1687 amino acids)
Biological process (GO): regulation of DNA-templated transcription
Cellular component (GO): SWI/SNF superfamily-type complex
Molecular function (GO): DNA binding
Source: RefSeq, a predicted model, not a curated record